This is a messenger RNA of Scomber scombrus (Atlantic mackerel), 1114 nucleotides long. RefSeq names its product ornithine transcarbamylase (gene otc). The transcript is spliced from 10 exons. Gene Ontology annotation, molecular function: ornithine carbamoyltransferase activity; amino acid binding. Lineage: Eukaryota; Metazoa; Chordata; Actinopteri; Scombriformes; Scombridae. The record is from RefSeq and is a predicted model, not a curated record. Gene Ontology annotation, cellular component: mitochondrion. Bases 44 to 1114 code for a protein of 356 amino acids. Gene Ontology annotation, biological process: L-citrulline biosynthetic process.
CACACAACAUUACGCUCCUGUUGAAUUUACUUUCAGGUCUGCAAUGUCAACUAAAUUGUUCACCGCAAACACUCCCGUUUUCAGAUGUUUGAAAACUUUUCAUAACGCUCAGGCACGAGGGUUUAGAGGUGGAGCUGCUUCCCUCGGUUCAGUGAAUUUAAAGGGUCGCAGUUUUCUCACUCUGAAAGACUUCAGCUCAGAUGAAAUCAAGAAACUGAUAUGGGUGUCAGGAGACCUCAAACAGCGGAUCAAGCAUGAAAAACAGUAUCUUCCCCUUCUACAAGGAAAGUCGAUUGCUAUGAUAUUUGAGAAGAGGAGCACCAGAACAAGAAUGUCCACAGAAACAGGUUUUGCUUUGCUGGGUGGACACCCCUGUUUCCUCACUUCCCAGGACAUCCACCUGGGAGUGAAUGAGAGUGGCAAAGACACAGCAAGGGUUCUCUCAGGACUGUGCGAUAUUGUCUUGGCACGAGUGUACAGCCACUCAACGCUGGAGGAGCUGGAUAAGGAGGCCUCCAUCCCUAUUAUUAAUGGUCUGUCUGACCUCUACCACCCGAUACAGAUUCUGGCCGACUUCCUCACCAUACAGGAGCAUUACGGGUCCCUUAGUGGACUAACGGUGAGCUGGAUUGGAGACGGGAACAAUGUCCUCCACUCCUUCAUGAUGACUGCAGCCAAACUGGGAGUUCAUCUUAAGAUUGCUACACCUCAGGGGUACGAGCCAGAAAAGAGUGUUAUUCAAGAAGCACAGAGACUCUCUAAACUGCAUGGUACUCAGCUUCUUCUGACCUCUGACCCAAUGGAGGCAGCACAUGGCAGCAAUGUUUUGGUCACUGACACCUGGGUCAGCAUGGGACAGGAGGAGGAAAAGAAGAAGAGGCUCAAAGACUUCCACGGUUACCAGAUUACAAUGCAGACAGGAAGUGUGGCCAAACCAGACUGGACCUUCCUGCACUGUCUACCCAGGAAAAUGGAGGAGGUGGACGAUGAGGUUUUCUACUCAUCCCGCUCCCUCGUCUUCCCUGAGGCUGAGAACAGGAAGUGGACAAUCAUGGGUCUGAUGGUGUCUCUUCUGACUGACUACACUCCACAUACACCGAUGCUUAAGUUUUAA